GUUUUGCUCACAGUGCCUGCACAGUUCAUAGCUGGUCGGACGGGGGCUGGGCUUCUCAUCCUCAAUGGCUUCACGUUUUACAUGAAGAAUCAUCAAGCGCACGGCAAGAAACAGUGGUACUGCUCAUCCAGAGACGUCCACGGCUGCAGAGCUGACGUCAUAACCUAUAAAGAGAUAUACUAUCUCCCCUCGCACCGGACCGGUAGCAUGGUGCUCAUUUUCAAAGAGAACAAGUACUGGAUAAAUAACCGUUACCAGAACACGAUAAACUGGACCUGCAGAGACAGGAAGCGGCUAGGGUGUAACAGCUGCGUCCAGACCACGGUCGAAGGCCGCUACAUCAAACACAAGGGCUUCCAUAAUCACGAAGAUAACUACACCAAGUAUAACUUCAACGACUGAUGCGAUGCUUCGUCGUCGCAAAUGCCAAUUAACACGUCGGUAGAAACUGUAGCUACUGGAAACAUUUUAGCAGAGGAAUCCUUUGCAUAAUGAAACUGCUAAUGACAAAACUGUGACGUCUUCAUUUUUUCAUACUACCCUCUUCUCUAAGGCGUUUUGCAGAAUAUACGUUUGCUGUACGUUCCCAUAUUUCUAGACUGUUUGUACCGUAUAUUUUUGAGAAUUUCAUAAAAGUAGUAUAAAGCCUUUAGUAAAUGUGUGUUAUAGAUAUUAAUGGAAGCAAUAAAUAACUAGGUGUCGUUCUCCAGAUUGAAUUGAUAGGUUUUAACUGUGUUGUUUGAAAUGUAUAUUGUAUCGUUCUUGCCAUAUUACCAAGGCUUACAAUUAUUGAGUUUGUAGUAUAGAAAUACGCAUAAUACGCUCUCGUGAGUCCUAUCCUAAGGUGUAGUAUUUAUUUGAAUAAUGGGCAAUAAUUUGUAUGAAGGUAAAAGACAGUUCUUAAUCUCUCACGCGUCCUACUAA
This is a messenger RNA of Colias croceus (clouded yellow), 924 nucleotides long. RefSeq lists its product as uncharacterized. The transcript has 2 exons. The annotation marks the transcript as partial. NCBI's taxonomy places the organism in Eukaryota, Metazoa, Arthropoda, Insecta, Lepidoptera, Pieridae. The record is from RefSeq and is a predicted model, not a curated record.